UGGCAAUCUUCCGCCUGGCAAGACAACUUUGCCGCAAAUUGUGUUUAAAUUAGUUAAAUACUCGAAUUACGGUGCUCGCAGAUCGUAACUAACAGCCCCAACAUGCUCCCGGAACAUGUGCCAUUGGCAUCCAUUGCUAAUAUGCCGUCAGUUAUACAGUUUGGCGCCAACAAGGACUUCCAAACGCUUACCCAUCAACAGGAGCUGGACAAAUCAUUUCUGGGCUAUCAAAAGCGUAACUGGGUGCAGUCCAACAGCAAGAUAGACACAGAGCGCGAGCGGGAGUUACUCAAGUCGCUGCUGGCCACCACCAUAGAGACGGAUCAGUCCGGCAGUGGCUUGGACAACCUCAUACCCGAUGGCAUCAGCUACCGCGACUUGGCCACGCUGACCGACGAGGAUCUGCGUCUGUUUGGCUUCAACUCGGCAACGCAUCGCGAGGAAAUGCUCAAAACGUUUGCCAAAAUGCCCAACCAGGAUCCCAGCUAUGAUUACCUGUGCAACACGGACAUGGCCAAGCAAUACAAUUCGCAGAUUCUGGGCAAAACCACAAAUCAUGCCAUGUCGCUGCGCGCCUCCCUUGCGGCCACCAAUUACAAGAUGCAAGUGAUGCCAGUGGAGGAUUUUGUGGUGGGAGACAAACGCUAUGCAAGUCGCUUUGCGCUGGAGACCUUGGAGCAGAUGUCCAAGGACCUGAAGAAGAUUGAAAAAACAGUCGAUGAGCUGCAGAAAAUAGAUGAAUCGCAGGCCAAGGCAGGCAGCAAGAAGAAGUUAAAUUUGGUUACUUGCGCUUACUACGCAGCCAUGGCUGUGGGUUUGUCCUGUGCCUGGUUUUGGUGGUGGUCAAAGUAUAAUGGAGCCGCACGACUGGACAGGAUCUCGGUGGCAACUUGAGCCAAAGCUAAAGCAUUCUAUCGAUGCCAUUCCCUUUGGUUAAGCAACGUGAAACAUGAACAUCAUUUAAAAAGUGUAUUAAUUCGGACAAAUAGCAGUUAUAACCUUAGCAUAUAGCAUCUACAUAUAUAAACUCUGCAUUCCACUUGG
Messenger RNA from Drosophila guanche, 1044 nucleotides. RefSeq lists its product as uncharacterized. NCBI's taxonomy places the organism in Eukaryota, Metazoa, Arthropoda, Insecta, Diptera, Drosophilidae. The transcript is spliced from 2 exons. Bases 103 to 894 code for a protein of 263 amino acids. The record is from RefSeq and is a predicted model, not a curated record.